Molecule: messenger RNA, 1992 nt
Organism: Plasmodium adleri (nom. inval.)
Lineage: Eukaryota; Apicomplexa; Aconoidasida; Haemosporida; Plasmodiidae
Product: conserved protein, unknown function
Exons: 1
Coding region: 1-1992 (663 amino acids)
Biological process (GO): rRNA base methylation
Cellular component (GO): nucleus
Molecular function (GO): 23S rRNA (adenine(1618)-N(6))-methyltransferase activity
Source: RefSeq, a predicted model, not a curated record
AUGCAAGGGGAUAAAACGAAAAAGGGCAAAAACUUUAAGAUUCCCUAUUCUUCAAAAUAUAAAAAUGAAAAAACCUGGGAGGACAAUAUAAGGAAUAGAAAAAAAAAAAAAAACCCAAAGAGGAAUGAAAAAAAUAAUUUAAUGCAUGAUAGGAAUAUACAUAAAUAUAUAUAUAUUGAUUAUAUUGAAUUAAGUAAAAAGUAUACAUUUUUAAAAUUAUUUUUACAGAAAAAUGAAAAGUCUACAAAUUCAUACUAUAACUUUGAACAAUCAAUUGCCGUAUAUUUUUUGAGUAAAUCUAUAUUAAAAGAAUAUUAUGAUCUAAAUUUUUAUAUGCCUUAUAUUAAAAAUGAUGAAAUUCAAAAUAAGAUUAUUUUGGAUAAUAAUAUUUUUAAUACUAAUAAAUUUAUUUAUACUAUAAAUGAAUUUAAAGAUAUAAAUUCUUUGAAAAAUAUCAUAUUACUAUCAUAUGAAAAUUAUAAUACAUUUUUAUUAAAUUUAAAAAAUGACAUUAAUACAAAUUUGUCUUGUCAUGAAUAUGAUGAAUCUACUAUAACAUAUAAUAAUAAUAGUAAUAAUAAUAGUAAUAUUAUUAAUGAACAAACAGAUGAUAUAUAUAAUAAAUAUACUUUUCAAUGUAAUAAAAAAAAUGAAAACACUAUUUUACAAAAUGAUCAAGUGGGUAAAUUUCUCUGUCCUUGUGUUCCUGGGAGAGUAAAUUAUAUACACAUUCUAGCUGAUCUUACAGACAUUAACGAAUUAAAAAACUUUAAAAAUAAUGAUAAAUAUAUAUCUACUACUAAUAUAAAUGAAAAUAUUAAUAAUACAAAUAAAAUACAAAACAAUAUGUUAUUAUUAUAUGGGAAUAUAAUUAAAGUAUUAGAUAUAGGUGUAGGAGCUAAUUGUAUAUACCCUCUCUUAGGAAAUAAUAUAUAUAAAUGGUCUUUUCUAGGUACGGAUAUAAAUAUUGAUUCUUUAAAAUAUAGUUUUAUAAAUAUUUUAAUAAAUAACAAAGAAAAUGAUAUUCACCUAAAAUAUCAAACAAAUAAAAGAUACAUUUUUCAAAACGUUAUUAAUAAUUCAGAUUUGUUUUUUUUUUCCAUGUGCAACCCACCAUAUUAUACGUUUAUUGAAGAGGUAAAUAAAAAUCCAUAUAGAAUGUUAGAAGCCAAUAUUGAUGAGGUGGUAUAUUAUUUGGGAGACGAAAAAGGGGGAACCAUAAAUAAUAAUAAUAAUAAUAAUAGUAAUAAUAAUAAUAAUGAUAAUAAUAGUGACAUUGAUUAUAUGCGUGGAGCUAAUAUACAUAUAAAUAUUACACAUACGGAUGAUAUACAAACGCAUAACAUAAAUUUAGAUAGAAUUAUUUCGAGUGAAUUAGGUCCGAUAAAUACGGGAAACCAAAAAGAACAGAAAAUAGAAAAGGAAGAAGAAUAUAAUAUUACAAAGAGCCAAAAAGAAAAUUCUAAACAUUGUUGUAAUAAUAAAAAGGUAGGUGAUAAUAUAAAUGAUGGUAAUAUAACAUCUUUAAAAAUAUCUAUAAAUGAAGGAGAAGAACAUAAUGUUAAUAAUACACAUUUUAUUAAUACAUCCCAAAAUUACAAUAAUAAGGGAGGAGAAUAUAAAUUUAUUAUGAAUAUGCUUGAGGAAAGUAUAUCAUAUUUUUUUAAUGUAAUAUGGUUUACUACAUUAGUAUCUAAGUUUAAAAAUGUUAAAUUAAUAAAAAAGGAAAUUAUUAAUUCAAUGAGAUUAUAUCAUGAAUACAAAAAAAAUCAAGUAUAUUUUCUUAAUAGUAUAAUAAAUGAAAAUUUAUAUUUUAAUCAAACUUUUGUUUUUAAAAAUAUACAAAAAAAAAUUCCACCUGUAUCUAUAGCGCAAUAUAGAAUAUUUGAAUCAUACAGUGGAAAUAUAACAAGGUGGAUAAUAUGCUGGUCAUAUUAUAACCCUGAACAAAUAGAUGCUAUGAAGAAAUUAUACUAUGAGAAAUCAAAAUAA